AUGGUUGUAAGACUCCCUGUAGUAAGCCUUAUUCGACAUGGUGAAACAGAAUGGUCAAAAGAAGAAAAACACACAUCUAUUACAGAGGUAGAAUUAACGUCUCAUGGUAUCACACAAGCUCGCGACUUGUCUCGUUUCGUUUUUGAAAACCAAUGUCAAGGUUUCAUUGAUCCAAACAAUAUCACACAGAUUUAUGUUUCGCCUCGUAAAAGAGCUCAACAAACUCUUGAGUUGAUUAAAGUUCCUAAUAAAGACCAAAUUCCCACUUUCACUGAUCCUAAUUUAACGGAAUGGAAUUAUGGUGAUUACGAAGGAGUCACAACACAUGAAAUUCAUAGUGAGAAAUACGUAUUUUGGGACCUUUGGAGAGACGGAUGUCCCAAUGGGGAAACAAUUCAACACGUAGCCACCCGAUGUGAUCACAUGAUUGCAAAAAUUGUUGCUCAUCAGAAUAAACAUAUAGAUAGUAAUCCCAAUUCGCCGGGAGGCGACGUUCUUGUCGUAGCGCAUUCUCACUUGUUGAGAGUUAUGGCAUGUAGGUGGUUGAAUAUGGCUCCUGAAAUGGGAAAAAAUUAUAUUCUCGAUACCGCAGGAUUGUGUGUAUUGGGUUAUGAUAGAUCAAUGAGGUCUCCAGUGAUUAAACAUUGGAAUGUGACAAGUAAUUUAUUUCAAAAGACUUAA
This is a messenger RNA of Funneliformis geosporum, 681 nucleotides long. NCBI's taxonomy places the organism in Eukaryota, Fungi, Glomeromycota, Glomeromycetes, Glomerales, Glomeraceae. The record is from the annotation of a GenBank genome assembly.